CGCGCCAAAAUUGCGUCACAACGAUUAUGACGUCUUUAGAUAGCGGCGCCGUUUCAGACUGGAAUGGGAGCUAGCGAUUUUCCCCAUAUUUUGAUAGUUUAAUCCGUGAAUGGCGCCGAAACAGGACCCGAAACCUAAAUUUCAAGAAGGUGAAAGAGUGCUGUGUUUUCAUGGGCCAUUGCUCUACGAAGCUAAGUGUGUUAAGAUAAACAUCAAGGACAAACACAUCAAAUACUUUAUUCAUUACAGUGGAUGGAAUAAGAACUGGGACGAAUGGGUUCCUGAAAGCCGAGUGCUUAAGUAUGUGGACAGUAAUCUGCAGAAACAGAAAGAGCUUCAGAGGGCCAAUCAAGACCAUUAUGUAGAAGGGAGAAUGAGGGGGGCUGCACCGAAUAAGAAGAUACCUGCUCCACCGCAAAAGAAUGAUGUGAAAACCAAAAAGAACAAACAAAAGACUCCUGGUGCAGGUGAAGGGACGAGUUCAGGAGGAGAACCAACCCACCCUCCACGGAAGAAGAGGGCACGAGUUGACCCAACAGUUGAAAGUGAGGAGACCUUCAUAAAUCGAGUUGAGGUUAAAGUAAAAAUCCCAGAAGAGUUGAAACCUUGGCUUGUGGAUGACUGGGACCUAAUUACACGGCAAAAACAGCUUUUCCACCUACCUGCCAAAAAGAAUGUUGAUGCAGUUCUUGAAGAUUAUGCAAACUACAAGAAAUCAAGAGGAAACUCUGACAGCAAGGAGUUUGCUGUGAACGAGGUGGUCGCUGGGAUCCGGGAAUAUUUCAAUGUCAUGCUGGGGACGCAACUUCUCUACAAAUUUGAGAGGCCCCAGUACGCAGACAUCCUGGCCAACCACCCAGAUACAUCUAUGUCACAGAUCUAUGGCGCUCCUCACCUACUCAGACUCUUUGUGAGGAUCGGAGCGAUGCUGGCGUACACUCCGUUGGAUGAAAAGAGCCUCGCACUGCUGCUCAGUUAUCUACAGGACUUCCUCAAGUAUCUUGUAAAGAACUCUGCAUCCCUCUUCAAUGCAAGUGACUAUGAGGUUGCGCCCCCAGAGUACCACCGGAAGGCAGUGUGAAGUUUUUUUUUUUUUACAGGAGGAUCUGAAGCCUUUGUGUGCCGAAGUCUGGAAACAACUUUCUUAACUGUCCAUCUGAUUUCACAAAAAGCCUUCGGAGAACAGAUUGCGCAAGAUCUGACGAUUCAUUGUGGAGGAAUCAGAACGAGAUGUCACACUAAUCCCCGGACAAAUUCAUUUUCUUUCAUGUGGAAAGCUGCUGAGUACGCUCUUCCUGUAUUGGUAUGUUUUUGAGUACCACCUUUUUAGUUUUUAUUAUCCUUGUUUUUGUCCCUUUUGUUUACAAAGAUCUUUGGAAAAAAAGGAAUUUCAUCAUGAUUAUAUUUUUGUUUCCUGGUUUGGUUCAGAUGCUGGCUAAAUUUGUCUCGUAGGCUGUCAUCAUUUUCUAAUAAAAGUCGCUCAUUCUCAA
This is a messenger RNA of Labrus bergylta (ballan wrasse), 1490 nucleotides long. Lineage: Eukaryota; Metazoa; Chordata; Actinopteri; Labriformes; Labridae. The record is from RefSeq and is a predicted model, not a curated record.